Messenger RNA from Camponotus floridanus (Florida carpenter ant), 8464 nucleotides. It is a transcript of the gene grh, whose product is annotated as protein grainyhead. Gene Ontology annotation, biological process: regulation of transcription by RNA polymerase II. Bases 1310 to 5068 code for a protein of 1252 amino acids. The transcript is spliced from 15 exons. Gene Ontology annotation, molecular function: RNA polymerase II cis-regulatory region sequence-specific DNA binding; DNA-binding transcription activator activity, RNA polymerase II-specific. NCBI's taxonomy places the organism in Eukaryota, Metazoa, Arthropoda, Insecta, Hymenoptera, Formicidae. The record is from RefSeq and is a predicted model, not a curated record. Gene Ontology annotation, cellular component: nucleus.
AAGCGUGUGUGGAACACGAGUGGAACGGAGGGGGGAAUCUGAGGCUUGGAGCCAAGAGCGGGAUGCUGAGAGGCAGAGGAGGUAGGCGGCCAUGUUGCCGUCUCCCGAGAGAAGAGAGAACGAUUCGAGAGGCUGCUUCGUUUGUUGCUUGCAGCGGCGCGACUGAAACUUUCGGCGGUUUAAAUUUUACUCCCGUAUUUUACAUUCUUUUCUCAGAUACAAAGUGCACAUUUUCAAAACAGUACAUUUCUUUCAGCGCGUUAAACUUGAAGAUCCCGUUGAAUGAUCGAUUGGUAAAAUCUUCUAGUGAUUGUAUGCGACGGUAAAUCAUCGUUGUCGUCGCCGUGAACAAGUGUGUGACUGAAGCCGGUGCGCGAUUGUACGAUUCGGAACAAGAUAUUCGGAACCAGUUUAAUAAGACCCAGGAACAAGUGAAUACAACCGAGUACAAUCGAGUGGACGCAUAAAACGAAACAUAGUGAUCAAUAGCAAUGUUCGAGACUCGUGAAAUGUCUACGUCAACAAUAUGUAAAUCGCGAGUGUGAUAUGAAGUGAAUAGACGACGCGUUAGAUAGAAAAAUCCAAGAUCUCACGGUGCCAUAAAUUCUUCACCGGUGAGGAACGAGAGCGAAAACUAAGAAGUGACGACGAAAGAAGCGCGGGCCUUCGAAGAAGGGUGCCCUCGAGAGGAGAGUGACUUCGAUAUUAGCGGAUAUUCGCCGAGAGAUCAUACGUUUCGGUUUACGACGAAGAUGGUGACUAUCAUUCAUUGAGAUGUAAUCCAGCACACAGGAGGGACGCUCAGUAGUUUGUAGUUGGUCCCCAUCCCUCCCCCCCCCUCUAUUACCCUAUCGUUCCCCUCGCGACCUCUGUCACCUACUCUCCCUCUCUCACCUCCCCCCGCGCACAUGCGCGCGCGAUAAUCCACUUCACCGGUAAAGCGACCAUCGGACCAGCGGCUUCUUACGAAUGCACCGGCUGUUGUAUCGCGCAACACUUCUUCCCCCCUCCCCUUCUUCUAAUGCGAUACCAACGAGUCUUUACCGCCCGCUUUUUUUCUUCGAGUAUACACGUGCCAUACAAGCCUCAGCAACCUGUGAUACGAUAAUCCGAUGCCUAAAAUUAUACAUUCGCGUAGACAUAGACGCAUAAUCGAAGACUAGAACAGACUGAAAGGUUUUCAAUCGUUACAUCUAGAAGCUGAAACAGAAACGACUGCAACUGUCGGAGGGAAAAACAGACGAUCUGGUGUAUUAAACGAAUAUUACGGUACAACGAAAAGAAGAGAACUGGAAGACAACGCCGGAGAAUGUCAACGUGUACCGACGAGGGCGACACACCCCUGCAUAUGCAGGAGGCUCUAUCUCCGGUGCAGGAGGCGCCAGUCUCGCCGGCGUCCUCCUCUCUGAGCAACCCAAAUCAAAACGAGAGCGAGCAGCAGGUCUUGCUGACGACCAUGCAGCCAGUGAAUGUGCUCGAUCUACACGAACCAUCGGCUGUGCACACUCUCCACCCCAAGUACCAUCACCAUCACCAUCAUAGUCACUACCACCAUCACCACCACCAUCAUCAGCAGCAACAGCAGCAGCACAUUCAGGGUAACGAUUCGGACGAUGUGCAGCAGCGGAACGCGACGACGGACGACUCGGAUGGCCGGGUGACUCCCGUGACCGAGACAGCGGCCGGUCUGAUUUACAACGACGGCCAGAAGACGGUCAUGUACACCCAUGACAAAGAAAUCAUUUACGAGAACGAGCACGAGGUACAGGUGGUCAAGUAUCCGCCGCCGCGACCAUCGCCUCCGUCGCCGUCUCCGCCGUCGGCCUGCGUCACCCCGAGAUCCGCCGUCUCGGCCACAGCCGCUGCCGCGACAGCUCUGCAAUUGCACUAUCCGCAGCUGCAACUGCAACACGAGGACAGUCUACCGCCGACGGUACGGCACACCGUGAGCACAUCCGUAUCGAAUGGCGCGACCCCCACGACGACGGUGCUCGUGCUUUCGGAGCUCGUCGCCGCCGAUCCGGCCGUCGCCGGUGCGGCUGCGGCCGCGCAACAACUGACACUCACUGCCGCCGCCGCCGCUGCCACAGCUUCACUUCGUGUCGGACGACGCAGUCGCAGCGAGGAGGAUACAAACGGCACCGUCGUCAGUGACAACGCGCAACAGCAGCAGGACUACGUAUCCGGACAGCGUGAACCGGAAGAAGAGGAGGAAUUGGGAGCGGAGGAGGCGGCGGCUCAGGCAGCGGCACAGUCCCUGCAGAGCGGUGCCGAAGACGCCGAUCCGGAAGUGCACAAAAGAGUCGCGGUGCAGGUGCAGGUGCAGGGUAUGGAGGGCGACUGGCGCGCCUACUGCGAGCACCCGCUCUCGGUAGCGACCGCUGCCAUGCUAAAUCUCCAGCAGCAGCAUCAGGUGUCGGCGGUAGCCAGCCAUGGCGAUGACCCUGGCGCGUCCUACGUCUACGAAUAUUACAAACUGCCCGAGAAAACGGCUGCGGAUGUCAAGUUGCCGCCCACGCACGAGCUCUGGUCCACGGGUGUGAUGGGCCAGAAGCUGCUGGUGCAGGAGGCGCCUGGCUCCGGUUCCGCCUCGACGAAUCGGAUGGAAGGCGGCGAAGGCGCCGGAGGAGGGGAGCUACACCACUUCCUCCAUCAGUACAACCAGCAGUCCCACAGUCCCGGUCAGAGUCUGCAGGGUGGUCUUCCGCUUCCGCUGAGCCCGCAGUCCCUGCGACACGACGGUGCCUCGAGCGCCGGCAUCGCCGGGGUCAAGAGGGAACCAGAGGACCUCAGCUCAUCGCGCGCGGGCCAACAAUCGAGCAAACGGCACAAACAGGAAAGCCCAACACCGCCGGGAAUGUACCACCAUCAUCAACAUCAGCUACAGGUGCAGCAGUACGGCAGCCCCUACGACCCCUACACGUCCUGCAGUCCGCGGCUACAGUCGACCGCGUACACGUCCACGUCGGCGACCGGGACCGGGAAUGCGACGGCGAACGCCGGAGGUGGCGGGCUCCAUCAGGAGGCGACGACGGUCUACGUCGCCGGCGACGCGCUGCCGCCGCUCGCCUCGUCCAGCUCCGCUUCCUCGCUGUCUACCACGACCGCUUCGUACACGAGGUACGAGGUUGUACCGAGCUCAUAUACUACGACACACGCGAUACGCUCGUCGUCGAGUAGCAGCAAAGUCCUGACCGUUGAUCUUCCCAGCCCCGACUCCGGCAUAGGCGCCGACGCGGUCACGCCGAGGCAGGACCAUCAUCCGCCCACGGCGCUUCAUCAGUCCUCGUUCGACUAUACGGAAUUAUGUCCUGGUGGGACGACAACCGGAGCGGCGGUGGUCCUCGAAAGUGGCGCCGUGAUACACCAUCAACCCCUGCAACUGCAACUACAGCAGAACCAUGCACAGGCACAGGUGCAACGCAACAGUCUCGUGUCCGCAGGUGCGACAAAUCCGAAUCCGAACCCAAAUCCGCCGAGGUCGCGGCCUUGGCAUGACUUUGGUAGACAAAACGAUGCCGACAAGAUUCAAAUACCGAAAAUUUUCUCGCCUUACGGAUUUAAGUAUCAUCUGGAGUCGCCGAUCAGCACGUCACAACGCCGCGAGGAUGACAGAAUAACAUAUAUCAAUAAGGGCCAAUUUUAUGGUAUCACAUUGGACUAUGUGCCCGAUCCUGACAAACCACUCCUCAAGGCAGGACAAACGGUCAAGAGUGUGGUAAUGUUGAUGUUUCGGGAGGAGAAGAGUCCGGAAGACGAGAUCAAAGCUUGGCAAUUUUGGCACGGCAGACAGCACUCUGUUAAGCAACGAAUUCUCGAUGCUGACACAAAGAACAGCGUCGGUCUGGUGGGCUGCAUAGAGGAAGUCGCGCACAAUGCGAUUGCCGUUUACUGGAACCCACUCGAAUCGUCAGCGAAGAUAAACGUGGCAGUACAGUGUCUCAGUACCGAUUUCUCGAGUCAGAAAGGCGUGAAGGGUUUACCGCUGCAUAUCCAGGUCGACACGUACGAGGAAUCGCCGCCUCACACGCACACGUAUACGCCGCCAUCCCAUCGGGGCUACUGUCAAAUUAAAGUCUUUUGCGAUAAGGGGGCAGAGAGAAAGACCCGGGACGAGGAGAGACGCGCGGCCAAGAGGAAGAUGACGGCGACAGGUAGAAAAAAGCUCGACGAGCUUUAUCACUCUGUCACGGAGCGCAGCGAGUUUUACUCCAUGGUCGACCUGCAUAAACCGCCGGUGCUGUUUUCGCCGCCGGCCGAACAUGCCAUCGACAAGUUCUCGACGAUGGAGUUGUCGGGCUUCUACGGUGGUGGCGGCGGCGGGGGCGGAGGUGACACCGACACCUCGUCCCUCAGUAACGGUGAAAGUGGAGGAUUGAAGGCGGGGGGUAGCAGCCCCUAUCCGGCGGCAUGCGGCCGACCGAGUCUGCCGGCCCUCAAGUUCCACAACCACUUUCCACCCGACAAUCUCAGUAGCCUGCACGACAAGAAGGACUCAUUGCUGAUGCAGGUACAGGAGCUACAAGGAUCGGUGCUGCAAGGGGUGCAACAGACCGGUUUAGCGGGUGCGAUAGUAUCCAACAAUCGGCUCCACUUGCAGCAACAACCGCCGCAUUUACGCCCGACCGAUGCCGAGGAGCGCGUUAUGCUAUACGUGCGUCAAGAAUCGCAGGAAGUCUUUACGCCGUUGCACGUUACGCCACCGACGGUCCAGGGAUUGCUCAAUGCUAUUGAGUCAAAGUACAAAAUUGCAUCCUCGAGUAUUAAUAACCUCUAUCGCAAAAACACAAAGGGAAUUACAGCGAAAAUUGACGAUGAUAUGAUCCGAUAUUACGUCGAUGAGGACCUGUUUCUGCUGGAAGUCAGUCACUCGCGGAUCAAUCCAGAUCCUGGCAGCGAACGUAACCCGAACUCGCCGGGUGAUCCCGGUGAUCCGGGCGAUUCUCCCUCUACGGCCGGAUACGAUGUCACCCUCAUCGAGCUAUCUCAUCCUCCACCAUUGCCGCACUCACCCCUUGCCAAUUCCACGCAUGCACAUGCCCACGUUCAUGACAAUAGCAACACGUGAACCGAAUUAGGCGAGACAGAAGUUCACUCUUGAUCGUGUAAAUAUACCAUGUAAGUUGGCGAGGACUGAUCAUCUGGAGGGAAAGGAGAGAGAGAUCUCGUAUCUAGCGAUAAUUGUUAAAUGGACAGCGAAAUUUUUUGCAUCGGAUUUGAAGAUUCUUGUACAAGUGAUCAGCUUAUUGAGAAGAUUCAUCUAAUUAAUUUUCAGUGAAGAAUCAUGAAGGAUCAUUAAAUUAUCACUCAGGAAGAAUCAUGAAGAAUCAUUAGAUUAUCAUUAUUGUAUUUUCAACAUUGAAGAAUAAUUCACACACAACAUUUCGUUAUUUCAAUAGAUCAUGUAAUCUUAUUAUAAUGUUAUAUAGAGAGUCGAAAUGUUUUGUAAAAAAAAUAUGACAUAUUUUCUAGAUUUUUUGGCGAUUAUUUCGUUAAUAAUUAUCAUUUGUAUAACACUUUUAAAUGAUCUUUUGAUAUAGCUGUAUGGGCUUCGACUCGACUGAAGCAAAUAGAAUGUGCAAGAAUGUACGCAUACGUCGCUAAUCGUACGAAAAGCGACAUGUUAUUUUAUAUUAUUUGUUUUCGUCUCGUGAACAAUUUAUAUGAUCAAUUAUUAGAUUAUAUAUAUAUAGGGUACUGAAGCGUUGCGCUGCAAACGCGAGCGCCAUGUAAAUCAAUCAAAAUUGAUUUAAGUAUCCCGGUAUAUGUUAUAUAUACGUAUAACGUAUAUUGUAGAUUUAUAUGAGAUUUAUUAAUUCGUACAUUACAUGACGUAUCGAUCCUUAAUUCGGAUAGUUGAUACAUAGCCUUUUAUACGUCCGCAAAUUUUAAAAAAGCGUCACAUUAAUAAUAUAAUCGAUAUUAAUCCCGCGAAUUAUCACAUUGAAAAUCGAUGAGAUAUAGAUACUUUAUGUACAUCAUAACGCGCGUGCCACCAUUUCAUGUUAAACGAAUGACUCGAUAUGUAUGUGUUAAUCAAUGAUAGAGGCGAUCUGUGUUCUUUCUGAUGCGACUCUGCGCAUUUCUAUUCGAUCUUCGUCCAUAAAGAUUUCAACGCGCGAUGUCGAUUUCGCGCAAUAAAUCAUACAAGAACGAUCGAGAAAUAUAAAAAAAGAUAAAAAAAUACGUAUUUCAUCAACAGCUCGUAAAAAGUUAAUCGAUACUUUCUUUUUAUUUGCCUCAUCUCGUUAACAAGAUUUUUAUAGCUUCUCGUUUAUGAGCAUAUUAACGCACGCGACGUAUUUAUGCAUGAAGACGUGGUGCGAUUUCGUAACGUUGCUAUUAACCGCGAUCAUUACAUGCGAAUCAAUCUCGGAGCAAAAAUCUAUAAUAUCGUGUUUAUAAAAAAAAAUUAUGAAAAAGAAUCGCUGAAAUUAGAGAUUGCCUCUUCUUGUGCUACACUUUUUGCCACGUUACGCUCGAAAUAACCUCGAGAAGCCACGACUUUUUCUAAGUCUUAAGACUAAUAAGAGUAAUAUAAUAUCACACUGUAUCUAUUCGUAGUAUAAUUCCUCUAUAACAUAGCAGCAGCCCGGAUCAGACGUUAAAUAAUAAAAUAACGAAUUGAUAUCUCGGAAUUAAAGCGAUCAAUAUUCUCUCCUCAGAAGAAAGAAAGAGAACCUCAUACGCAUUUUAAAAAUGUUUAUACUUCUAUCUUUAAAGCACAGAUCAAAUAAACUGCUAAACGAGAAAAUACUUUUUUGACUUUAAAAUAAAAGAAAAAAAAAUGAAAUCUUCAAGAAUUAUAUUCGGCCCUGCUUCCGAGAUGUUAAUUCAAGAUCUGUGCGAGAUAGAAACUCGCAUUGAUUACGUCGAAAACGAUUCACUCGAGAGCAAUUAAGAUAAAGAUUUUGUUUAUUGGAUAUAUGCUUUUUCAGGACAUAGAAUUACCACGCUUUAUAAUCUCAUAAUGAGUUCAAUAUUUCAGUCUCACUCGAAUGUAAUGAAAUCAUGAUAUCGUCGACACGUAUUAAACGCGCGACCGACGAUAGCAUUACCAAUAACUUGUGGUUAUGUAGUUUGUAAGAUAAAGUUUGAAGUAAAAUAUAUUUAAAAUGUGCCACCCCCGGUGAAAGCAAGCCACUUGCCAGCUUAUAUCACGCGCAAUCACGAUUAGGCGCGUAUGCACACAUAUAACGCGGAAACAUAUGCGUACUCAUACUCAUACGUUUUUUCAUACACGUAUACACAUACACAUACUUGUUGUCAAUUAUAUUAGAGAUUUAGAUUAAAGUAGCAUAAUCACGAUCAUGUUUUAUAUUAAUCAUAUACAUACGUCGAUACACACCGAUAUCAAAGCAAGGAUCAAAAUACGCUUGUAAAAUGCUUAUUAUUACUUAUUGAAUACUAUAUUUUGUUACAUUUAUUGCAGAUAGCAUAUAGAUUGAUAUUAUUAAUAUUAUGGAUUCUAUUCGAUUACGCGUAAAACAUAUAUUAUAGUUAUAUUAUAUUAUUAUUAAUAUUAUUAUAUUUUUUUUAUACACACGAAAGUGCGUGUCUGUACGGAGUGAGAAUGUAGAAAGAAGAAUGGAAAAUGAGAGAAAAAGAGACAAAGCGAGAAAUGGUGCGAAAGAAAUAGUGCGUAUGAAUGAAUAACUCGGAAUGUCUGUGUAUGAAAUGUCAGAGAAAGAGAGAGAAACUAGCAUCUAUAAAAUCAGUUUAUGUUACACAUAUCUAUGAAACCAAGAUUGUUGGUUAGCUUUAGUCCAUGACAUUUUUUUGACAUAAUCGCACCGUCCCCUUUUUGUCAACAUUUUCUCCUUCCAUGUCCUCUCAACAGCUACUGUUGCACGUAGAAACGAGAUGGAAUGUAUGAUUUGUUAUGUAGAGACAACAGCUGUGUCAUUGCGCCAUUUUAUUAUAAUAGUAUCAUUCCAUUAUAUUAUUAUUCUUACAAUUAUUAAUAUUAUUUACAUUAUGAGAACAGAGAAAGAGAACGAAAGAGAGAAAGAGAGAAUCGGAUGAGUCGAAGUUCUCGAACCGUCCCAGCAUUGUACUUAAACACCAACGUAAAUGACAACGUAAAUGGAAUGAACUCGCGAAUUUUAGAUUUUAUAAUGUUAGAAAUAGAGGAAUGCAUAGAUAAAAAAGCUGUUGUUGAUCGAUAAAUCAGACCGAGAGUGUCGGUUGAAUUCGGAAGUGUGAGAACUACACAAAAGGAUAAGAUGCGAGAAUGCCGAGAGUACAAUCGUUUUUCUUCCGCUGCGUUGUCUUGCCAUCGUGAGAUUGUGCCAGAGGUGAUAUUAUAUUAUUACGAUGUUUAUUGCAACAAUAAAUAUUAUAUUAGUACGUUUUAUAAAUCGCACGCAUUUAUUAUUGCUAGAGGUAAGUUUUAUAAUCUUUAUUGUUGUCGUAUCAUCAUAUUGCUUGGCGGAACAUGUGUGAAUAAAUUAUAUUAAAAUAA